AGGCAGCAGCAGCAGCAGCAUGGGAGAACUUCGCAUCCACUCCGUGCUGGUGAGAGGUGCCAACCGGGGCAUCGGCCUGGGGCUCGUCCAGCACUUCCUGGGGAUGCCAACCCCACCCAAGUGGGUCUUUGUGGGGUGGAGUCACCAUCAUUGGAGGUGUUCAGGAGGAGACUUGAUGGGGUGCUUGGAGCUACAGAACCUAGCCUCUAAGAACCCCAACCUAGUCAUUGUCCCUCUCAAAGUCUCCAACACUGCCAGCAUCAAGGCAGCUGCAGCCACAGUUGAGAAGCACCUGGGGGGCUCAGGGCUGACCCUGCUCAUCAACAAUGCUGGGAUUGCCAAGAUCACUGCACCAGAGGAUGUGACCCUGGAGGACAUGAGGCAGAUUUACACCACCAACACCAUUGGGCCCUUGCUGAUGGGACAGGCAUUCCUGCCCUUGCUGAAGAAGGCUGCCCAGGGGAGCCCAGGCUCAGGACUGAGCUGCAGCAAGGCAGCCAUUGUCAACAUGUCCAGCAUUGCUGGCUCCAUUGCUUAUCCCUUGGAAUGGGAUCGAAUGCAGAUUGUCUCCUACUGCUGCAGCAAGGCUUCUGUUAACAUGCUGACCAAGUGCCAGUCGUUGGGGUACCAGAAGCACAGCAUCCUCUGCAUUACUCUGCACCCUGGCUGGGUGCAAACCAACCUGGGGAGCUCUGGCAGGUGAAAGCCUUUUGUGGUGGUGGACACUAGCGUACAAGGGAUGCUGAAGGUGCUUUCCUCCCUCUCUGAGAAGGACACUGGCACCUUCCUGGACUGGGAAAGGAAGGUGGUGCCAUGGUGA
This is a messenger RNA of Dryobates pubescens (Downy woodpecker), 820 nucleotides long. Its product is annotated as C-factor-like. NCBI's taxonomy places the organism in Eukaryota, Metazoa, Chordata, Aves, Piciformes, Picidae. The record is from RefSeq and is a predicted model, not a curated record. Gene Ontology annotation, molecular function: oxidoreductase activity.